This is a messenger RNA of Gasterosteus aculeatus aculeatus (three-spined stickleback), 3752 nucleotides long. Its product is annotated as sorting nexin-18. Gene Ontology annotation, biological process: endosomal transport; plasma membrane tubulation; endocytosis. Gene Ontology annotation, cellular component: cytoplasmic vesicle; plasma membrane. The record is from RefSeq and is a predicted model, not a curated record. Gene Ontology annotation, molecular function: protein binding; phosphatidylinositol binding. NCBI's taxonomy places the organism in Eukaryota, Metazoa, Chordata, Actinopteri, Perciformes, Gasterosteidae.
UUGAACGAGUGUUCAAAAAUAAUUUCGUGAGGAGAGAUAGAGCUUAAGCUACCGGGUUAAAUAGAAGUGUGUUUUUCUUUAUUUAAGUUGCAUUACAACACACGACUUAACACGCGCACAAUUAUAUAAUUAACAAAGGUUUGGUUCAUUUUGAGGCGCGCGCAUACAGAGGUUACAUCUGUUUAAAGAGCUUAUGGGUUUCCAUGUGUGCAGCCAGUGACUUGACUGAACUCGCUGCGGGCUCCACCCUCCGUUACGUGUGCGGACGGCCGCCUUCAGCCGACGGGCAUCUCGACCACAAGAGGGGCGAGAAAAGAGGAGUUUACCCCGGCUGCUGUCUGCGGGAAUAAAGCCCGGCCGGAGCAACUUCGACAACUUUAAACGUGUCAACGGAAGCGUCCUUUUCACACGAGGACACUGUUUUACUGUUUUUUUUCCGACUUGGAUUAAGUUCUGCAUGGAAACAAAUGCUAUUUGAGGGAGAGAGAGAGGUGGGUGUCGGGUACGUGUGUUUCUCUGCUUCUUCUUUUAUGCACGCUUCUUAAAUACGAGCAUGUUUGCGUUGACAAAAGUGGCAACAGCAGCAAUAAAAUAGUCCCAAUUGUUGCUGCCGCUGCGUCAUCAAAAUCUCCAAACAUCUGGGAGUAUUAAAGACUUAAUCCCGGGUUGAGGAGGGGGGCAAAAAGAAAAAAACAUUGAAACAAGCGAAAAACGGCACGCAAAUAACAACUGUUGCACAAUUAUGGCGUUAAAGGCCAAAGUGCUGUACGACUUCAGCCCUGAAAACCCGGGUGAGAUCUCCGUAAGGGAGAACGAGCUGGUGACUCUGUUCAGCGAGGAGGAGCUGGAUGGCUGGCUGGAGGGGGAGAACAGCAGGGGGGAGGCUGGCCUCUUCCCGGCAUCCUAUGUGGAGAUCCUCAGGAAACCCAUCUCCCCCGCCGCCGCCGCCAACAACAACAACGGCCUGUCCUCGCCUCCCAAAAUCAAAGCCGUGACGCACGGCCACCCCACCUACGCGUCCCCCCCGGGCGCCCAGUCCCCGAGGGGAGUCGGGGCCGGCAGCGGCGGGAGCGGUGGAGGGAGCUUCCACACCAGCCAGGGCAGCGACGACGACUGGGACGACGACUGGGACGAAGGCUCUUCGGCGGCCGCCGCGUCCCAGGGUUACGGCAGGUCGCCCCCCUUGUACCCGGUGACCACCUCCUUGCCCGCGGGGCGGCGAGAGAGCGGCCAGCAGCAUCAUCAAGCCAAGGGCUCGGCGACCGUGGGGAGGAACCUCAACAGGUUCUCCACCUUCGUGAAGUCGGGCGGGGAGGCCUUCCUGCUGGGGGAGGCGUCCGCUUUCGUGAAGGACGGGGACAGGAUCUGCGUGGUGAUGGGGAAGCAGGGGCCGGAGUGGCAGGAGGACCCCUUCCCUUUCACCUGCACCAUUGACGACCCCACCAAGCAGACCAAGUUCAAGGGCAUGAAGAGCUACAUGUCGUACGGCUUGACCCCGACGCACACCAACGUGCAGGUGAACCGCAGGUACAAGCACUUUGACUGGCUGUACGCGCGGCUGGUGGAGCGUUUCCCCGUCAUCUCAGUCCCCCACCUGCCGGAGAAGCAGGCCACGGGCCGCUUCGAGGAGGACUUCAUCUCCAAGCGGAGGAAGGGGCUGAUCUGGUGGAUGAACCACAUGACCAGCCACCCGGUGCUGGCGCGCUGUGACGUCUUCCAGCAUUUCCUGACGUGCGGGGCGGACGAGAAGGCCUGGAAACAGGGCAAGAGGAAGGCCGAGCGGGAUGAGCUGGUGGGGUCCAAUUUCUUCCUGACGAUCAGCACUCCCGCCGUCCCGCUGGACCUCCAGGAAGUCGAGAGCAAGAUCGAAGGCUUCAAGACCUUCACCAAGAGGAUGGACGAGAACAUCGUGGUCGUGAACGCCACCAUUAACGAGUUUGCCCGCAAGCAGAUGACGGGGUUCAAGAAGGAGUACCAGAAGGUGGGACAGUCCUUCGGCCUCCUCGGGCAGGCGUUCGAGCUGGACCAGCAGGCCUACUCGGCGGGGCUGAACCGAGCCAUCGCCUACACCGGCGAGGCCUACGAGGCGGUGGGAGAGUACUUCGCCGAGCAGCCGCGCCACGACCUGGCGCCCAUUUCUGACCUGCUGGACCUCUACAAAGGACACCUGGCUAAUUUCCCCGACAUCGUCCACGUGCAGAAGGGCGCCCUGACAAAGGUCAGAGACUGUCCGAAGCAGGAGGGCGAGCUCCACGACCGCUGCAACAUCAUUUCCUGCGCCACGCUCGCGGAGAUCCAGCACUUCCACCGCACGCGCGUACGGGACUUCCGCUCCCAGAUGCAGCACCACCUGCGUCAGCAGAUCGUCUUCUUCCAGAAGAUCACUGCCAAACUGGAGGACGCGCUCCAGAAAUAUGACGAUGACCAGUAGGAAGAGAUGACGGAGAAGUGGGCGGAGCUUGAAGAGAAGUUCAGACCGAGAUAAUUGAGAUGUUUCGUCUCACAUUAACGGAGAACCUCUUUUGGUUUCUUGCCACAAGCAUUUUAAGAAUUAAAACCACUCUUUUUGAAAAUAAAUGUAGACCACUGUACUGUGGGAAGACAACUUCUUGGAUUAUCUUGGUGCCCUUGAUGAAUGUACCAGUAAGUGGGAUUUUGCUGACGCUCCAGGCACAUCUCCAGCGACGGAUAUUAAAAGCAGCUGCCUCUCAAUUCCCGGUUCCAGGGUCACGUGAUCUUUCCGACGACGCUAUUCUGCCUUCCUACUUUAUGGAAACCGUCUGUUUUCGAACCCGGUGACACAACAGAAACAACGGCACGAAACUCCCUGAAUAGAUUAAACGGGAUGUUUUAACGAUUGAAAAACAGGACCUUUCUGUUUUCUCUAUAUGGGUCUGUUUUUACUUGAAUGACCUGUUCAGUAUUGUUUUGUUGGGCCAUAACAUAAUGUUAGUGUUUGUUUGUGAAUAUGAAAAGGGGUCACACGUGCCUGCUUCUGAUGUCUAACAUCUGACACGACUCAGAUGCCGUCACAUCUUUGCUAUAUUAUGAUAUGAAUAUCUUUGUUAUUUUAGUUUAUGUCUUAAAACCAUAACUGAUCUUCGACUGAUUUUAAAACAAUUUCGGCACACUAUCUUCCUGUUCUAUUUAUUUGGGUUAGUUAUUAGAACCUCAACUCCAUAUUGUUGUUUUUUGCUUUCACCCGAAGAGGGAAGCUCAGAGGUCAGACUCAGGGUACUGAAACUUCAACUUGAUGGAUGCUUCUUGCCGUGAAAUCUUUGAAUCCAGAUCUUCCUGUUUAAAGCCACCGCGCGGAGGUUCUUCUGUGAUUCUAGUCUUUACUUUCAAAAAGAGUUUUAAGACAAUCCUGUUUUUGUUCCCAUUCCGUCUUUGUGGUACUACAACUUCAGGGACCUAACUUUAAUGGUUGCUCUUUCAAACGUGCUAACCUGUAAAACACAGCACACUGUUUGUUGUAGGUCCUGGAUCAAUCAAAGUAUGUUAUUUUGAGGAAAAGUUUAGUGGUGAAGACAAUCAAUAUACUCAUUAUAAAGUUUAUGCUUAGAAUAUUUCUUGUAAAACUUUACAUUCCUCUCCUGGGUUUUUACUUGGUUUAGAGUAGGAUUGUUAGAAGUGUUCUUCACAAGCACGUUAUUUUCUACAAUGAAGUCAAUACCUGAAACUGUUAAUGUAACACAUGGGAACAGUAUUUGAGUAUAAAAUGUUAAAUAUAUAUUUAUAGUUCCACUUGA